GGCGAUUGGCCAAUGAGAGCGCGCGGCUGCAGGCUGCCGGGUAGCCAUGGCGACGGCGCGGUGCUGGGCCGCGCUGCUGCUCGCGCUGGCCGCGCGGCUCCCGCCGGGCCGCGGCUUCUCCUUCCCCCUGCAGCGGCCCGGCGGUUGCGGCGACGCCCGUUACUUCGACAUCUCCCGCCUGGCCUGCGGGCCGUGCGGGCCCCACCAGAGGCCGAGCGCCGGGGGUCAUUCAUGUGUAUGUCAGCCAGGUUUCAGGAUGGCUUCUAAUAAUGGUGGGCCAUCUGUUACUUGUGAAAAAUGCCCAGAAAACAUGAGUGGAGUUACUAAAGAUGGGUGGAAUUGUAUUACUUGUCCUAAAGGCCUAACUUCAGAAGGAAAAUGUGAAUGCCUCAGUAAUGAAAUAUUAGUGGAAAGAAGUAUAGAUGGCAUUUUGCUAAAUGAAGCAUUAUGUAUACAGUGUAAUGGAAGCGAGCAGUCAUUCUCUGCUUCAGAUGCCUUAGGAAAUAGGUGUAUAAGAUGUGAACAAACAUUCAUCAAUGCAAGCAAGUCUUGUGACUGUAGCAGCCCGAAUAUUUUAAUAUUUUUAUUUUUGCUUUUUCAGACUGGGGGAUUAUGUUUCAGUGCUAGUGAAAACUUGCCCCCAAAGGGAAUUGCAACUGUUCGUUUUGGACAGCUAGGUAUAACACUAAUAUCAGCAUGGUUUCUGAAAAGCCUACAAGCCUCAGCCUCUGCCUGUUGGUUGUACUCCAAUCUAACAGCGUGCCAAGCUCUUGGAAAUAUGUGUGUGAUGAAUAUGAAUUCAUUAAGUUCUUCAAAUACUGAUGCCUGUGGUUUGUUUCAGUAUAUUUAUGCCAACACAGCGAGGCUAGGCAUUGUUCAUUCAAUAUCCUUCUGGAGACAUAAUCUGCCAUGGCUAUAUUAUGGUGAUCAGCCAGGAUUAGCAUCCCAAGUGCUCGAGACAACACAUUUUCCUACAAGCUUCAGUUUUAAAGGAACAAAUAAGGAUAUAAAACUGCAAUUUAUUGCAGCCUCAUUUGAUGCAGCAGGAAACUUUCUAAAGUGGCAGAGUUUGGAAGGAGGAGUCUUACAGCUUUGUCCUGAUACCCAAACUAAACUGAAUGCAGCUUUUGUGUUUGGAACAACUUAUGAACAAAAUUGCAAAAUUUCAGUUUCAAAGAUUUUACUGGAUUUUGCUAAUCCAAUUUUUUAUGAUGUAUUCCUUGAAUAUAAUGAUGAUGAGGGACAGCAAUAUCUUUGGGCUGUGCCAGUUUUAAACUUGAAUCUUCAAUACAAUGAAAUGUUUGUGAAUCAAGGCAGCAAUAUGAACAACUGGCUUUUGACCCGUCGAUUUUUUUUGGUGGAUGCACUAAGUGGAAAAGAGAAUGACUUGGGAAAACUACCAAGAAUAAUUCGAAUUGCUAGCAAAAUAAUAAUAAGUAUUCGUCUGGCAUCCCCUACUCAGAGAGGAACUAUCUACCCACCUCUAAUUACUAUUGCUUACACGGAUGUGCUUAUCCAAAACCCUGACACCCAGAGUGUGAUGGUUUCCUUCUCAGUCAGUUAUGAGAUGAAUCAGUCAGAGGCUCAGAUUCAGACUGAUAUCGCAUUGGGUGUGUUGGGUGGACUUGCAGUUUUAUGGUCCCUUCUCAAGACUGCAGGCUGGAAGAGGCGUACAGGAAGCUCUGUAAUUGACUUGCAGACAGUCUUGAAGUUCUUACUAUUUUAUGCUGGAGACCUCGCCAAUGUGUUCUUUAUCAUCACAGUGGGCACAGGGAUUUAUUGGCUUGUAUUCUUCAAAGCUCAGCAGUUUGUCUCUGUCUUUUUACCACUUCCAUCUCAAGAAGAAGAUUUUGUUACGUACGUAGGAUGUGCUUUUAGUCUAAAGGCUCUGCAAUUAUUACAUAAAUUGGUUUCACAACUUACUGUAGAUAUUUUCUUUAUUGACUGGGAAAGACCUAAGGGGAAAGUUCUUAAAGCAGUUGAAGGUGAAGGUGUUAUAAAAAGUGCUGCUGCACCUGUGAGCAUAUGGAGGACAUAUUUUAUAGCCAAUGAAUGGAAUGAAAUUCAGACAGUGAGGAAGAUAAAUCCCCUCCUUCAAGUGCUUGCAGUUCUUUUUUUUUUGGAGGUGGUGGGAUUUUCAAACCUGGCUUUAAUGGAUUCUUCUUCCAGUCUUACAAGAAGCGAUGAGAGUUAUGUAGCUCCUUGGAGCCGUAUUUUGAGAUUUGGUGUGUCUGCUGCACUCUGGCUAGCCAUUGCAUUCUUACAGAUUAUAUUUUUUGCCGUGUUUUAUGAAAGAUUUGUUGAAGAUAAGAUAACACAAUUUAUUGAUUUGUGUUGCAUGAGCAAUAUUUCAGUGUUUCUCUUGUCACACAGCUGCUUUGGUUAUUAUAUCCAUGGUCGCUCUGUGCAUGGACAUGCAGAUACCAAUAUGGAAGAAAUGAGUAUGAACCUAAAGAGAGAAGCAGAGAAUCUGUGUAGUCAGAGAGGUUUAUUACCAAACACAGAUGUCCAGACAUUUCAGAUUUCCAUUUCAAGAAAAAUGAGACUGCAGUAUGACAGGAUUCAUGAAACCCUAACAAGGAAACGUGGUCCUGCUAGACUUUUGGACUCAUCUGCAAAUACUUUUGAACAAAACACAAAGGCAUACAACACCAUGAAUAAAUUUCUUGGUUCAUUUAUUGAUCACGUUCAUAAAGAAAUGGAUUAUAUUGUAAAAGAUAAGUUGCUGCUUGAACGAAUUCUUGGCAUGGAGUUCAUGGAACCAAUAGAGAAAAGUAUUUUCUACAAUGAUGAGAGACACUCUUUCAGUGAUGUUCUCUAUUAUGGCAACGAGACAACACUGCUCAUCUUUGAUAUCCUGUUUUUCUCUGUUGUGGAUCUGGCUUCCCAAAGUUUUGUUUUAGCAGCUAUUCUCACAUAUUUGCAACAGGAGAUAUUUAGGUUUAUUCGUAAUACAGUUGGACAGAAGAAUUUGGCAUCCAAAACGUUGGUGGAUGAAAGAUUUCUCAUUUAAUUGAUUAAGAAGAUGAAAUACUUUGUUCAGGAGUUAAUCAUGGAAAUCGUAUCCAGGAGCAAAGCAUCUCUGAACUACAGGUUAAUUGUAGUACACUGUUCGAUAAUAGUGUAAAGAUUUUGACAUUUGUCAUCUUUUUAUAUUUUGUACUAUUAAGCUCUAUUUUGUGUAACUUCAAAUAUUUUUAAAUUUGUGUACACUAAGCCAUAGGCCUUUGAAAGGAAAAGUACACGAAAAUAAGCAGUCAGAAGCAGAGCUAAUGUUAUAAUUAGAAUAAGACAAAAUUUAUUUAGUGGCUUCUGCUAAGAUACGGACCGUUCACAUUGAGGUCAUAAUUUGAAUAUACUUGUUGUCAGGAGAGGUUGUCAUCUCCUAAGAUUUCUGAAAAACACUGAAAUCUUCUUUUUCUCCUUUUUUUGAGGUAAAAUGUUUAGCAAAUGUAUUUCAAAUUUCAUGCCAUACAGGAUUUGUUAAGAAUUAAACUAGCAAGUAUUUCAAGAGGACCAUUUAAAUGUCACUUAUUUUCAGUGACUUCAACUUGAAAUUUUUACUUUUAUUUAUUGGCAUAGUAUUACCUGCUUUUAUCUCUUCCCUUUGCAUUUACCUUACUGUUUUUCUUGGGCAUGGAUUGUAUGUGACAAAGUUCCAUACGUUUGAGAUACAGUAGUGUUACAGCAACACAGAAGAGUAGCAUACUGAUAGAGAAGAAGAGAAGAUGGUGGAUAUUUUUGAUCUGUUACUGAUCUUCUGUAAUCUAAUGUGACAUGCCCAGGAAAAUACAGUAAUUCCUCUGUGCUGCUUCAGACAGUGAAAUAGAAGUAAUGGUUCUCAUCUUUUUUGAGUGUUUUCACAGGUGCCUGGGUAUUUAUAUGCCUAUAUCCUCUGGCUCUCUAAUUUUCUGGCUUUGUUAUCUUUAGAUUUAACACAGUGAACAUAAUCAUUUUACCUUCAUUAUCUGUUUGGAAUUUAGCCGAUUUAAUAAAUGCAAGUGCCACUUAUUAAGUGUUACGAGAGAUUAUGAAUGGCCUUCAAAACAUCUUAGAGUAAGGUGUGUACCUCCCAUUUGUGUCUCUGAAAAAUCCUCUUACUAACGCUUUUUAAAAGUAUAUGUUUUUCAGUAAAUGAUCACCCCAGAACAGUUUUCUGUUUUUACAACUGUUACUUAUCUUUAGAUGAUUCAGCAAGGGACUUUCACCAGCAAAAACACCAUAAAAGUAUAAGUCCAGGCUAGCAUCCUUAUUCAAAGUGAUUCAGCCCCUUUAGUUGGACUUAGCAGAUUUUAAAUGUAGGUGUGCUUAUCUGAGUUAAAGCAGCAUUGUUUUUCAGGUGUCUCUUGGCUUCAUAAAGAGGAAGGGGUUCUCAUGUUGAUACCAUAUCAUGAUUUUAAGCUGUCGGUAAUGUAGACCUAAAGCUCAGGGUUGCUGUAGCUCUAAUGUAAUUGCUUUUGGAGUUGCAAAAGCAAUGUGACUUGCUAGACCAGUAUAGUUACUAUAAACCAAUAGAAUUUGAAUCUGCCAGUUAGCUUACAACAAAGUAGACAACUGAAGAGCUGAUUUUCAGCAGGACAUCCAUUUAUUAAUACACAGUUUAGUAUGGGCAUGUCUGUGCAUAUCUUACUUUAUUUACUUUUGUGCACAAUUCUUAGUUUGUUGGUGCAACCUAUUCCUCAAAAAAGGUGUGAAUACAAAACUUCCAAGGCAGUGUAAAUGUCCACUAUGAAUAAAAUGAAGGUUAUUGUCUUCAUACAAUUAAGUCGUCCAUUAGGUUCUGGAUCUGCUAAAACAGCCAUACAUUGAACUUCUGUUUAGUACUGUGACUGUAUAACUUCAGUAGUUGUGAGGUGUUCUGUCAUAUUGCCUGUCAGUGAUGUAUCCAAAUUGACGAAUGCCAAACUUUAAACUAAGCUAAUCUGAAUAACUGAGCCAUCUGAAUCAUAGUCUGCAGGAGGACAUCUGCAAGGCAAAGUUAUACUUGUGUAAUGUCCAUAUAUUUCUCUGGUCAAUAUCUUUGCAUCACUUAACUAAACUAAACUUUCCAGAUACUGUAAAUCAUACUGAAGUGUUGGUGUACAAGAGGAAAUAUAAUCUUUUAUGUCACCAUAUUUAUUCAAGAGGACUGGUGUGACUAAAAAGGUGUAGAAAGUUACUGGGGUAAUAAAUGAGCAAGUAGACCAUGAAUGAAUCUGGUACAGUUCUUUUCAUAUUAUUGCCUUCCAGCAAUAAUGACUGUCCAUCAUUCUGAAUGGUAACAGGCACAAGUUUUUUCUGUGUUGAUUCUGAUGAUUUCCUAGUCAUAAAUUAUUUCAGAGAAUAGACCCACACUUCAAACAUACCUCUUCCAGAGUGUUCUGAUUUAUGACUUACUUCAGUCAGAAUAGGUAAAACAGGGAAUGUCUGCAGGCAAAAUGAAGAUAUGAUUGUGCCAUAGAUAAACACGGCCAUGCAGUUUUAAUUUAGCCUGUCUGCUAACAGUAGCAAUGGAGACACAACAGCAUGCCUGCCCUCAGUCUGUGCUCUAUUCCCAGUGCUUUUGCUAACCAGGUACACCUUUCCAUGUUAAAAUCAUGCUCUGAGUUGGCUUUAAAUAUGCCUUUACUUACAUGCUGCCCAGAAGGGCAUGGGGAAGCUUUAAUGGCCUUUCAGUUUGAAAGGACUUCUGCAAAAGGCAAAUUUUGUUACAGGUGAAUGAUUAAUUAAUCUAAACAUGUCCUGUCAAAACAGUUCCAUUCCUCGGACCCCCUCUUUCUCUGCACUACACACACAUCUCUGUUACGUUUUAUUUUUCCAGAUCAUUUAUCUAAAAUGUUAGGGUAGCUAACAUGUUCACACUGUGUGGUUUAGGAAAUAAUUACAGGAAUCAGAAACUCCAGAAAUUCAUAGAAAUGUUUCUUCAUUUUUGCUUUCUAGUGAACACUUGAAAUUGGUUGACUACGCUUUGUUCUCAUAUUGAUUGGUUUGUUCAACAAGUAGCUCUUGUGAUUGUAAUUCAAACUAAAUGGCUUUACUUUUUUAAUUAAUAUGCAGUUACAAUGUGUCAUUCAUGUGGCCUGUCUUCAAAUUUCUAAAUUUAAUAAAUCACAUGACAUUUCAAACUCUUC
Molecule: messenger RNA, 6110 nt
Organism: Dromaius novaehollandiae (emu)
Lineage: Eukaryota; Metazoa; Chordata; Aves; Casuariiformes; Dromaiidae
Gene: TMEM67
Product: transmembrane protein 67
Exons: 28
Coding region: 47-3013 (988 amino acids)
Biological process (GO): cilium assembly
Cellular component (GO): MKS complex; ciliary transition zone
Source: RefSeq, a predicted model, not a curated record